Molecule: messenger RNA, 1485 nt
Organism: Monoraphidium neglectum
Lineage: Eukaryota; Viridiplantae; Chlorophyta; Chlorophyceae; Sphaeropleales; Selenastraceae
Exons: 3
Coding region: 1-1485 (494 amino acids)
Biological process (GO): rRNA processing; ribosomal large subunit assembly
Cellular component (GO): preribosome, large subunit precursor
Source: RefSeq, a predicted model, not a curated record
AUGCCCCCCGACGACGGCCCCGACGCCGACGCCGACGACCGCGCGCCGCCCCAGCGGCCGGCGCCGCGCGACCCCGACGACGACGGCGCGGCCGAGGCGGCGUCGGAGGCCGAGGCGAAGACGGCGGCCGCGCGGGCGCUGCUGGAGGGCGGGAUUUUGGAGGAGAUCGUUUCACUGCACGCGCGCCUCUUUGCGGCUCUUGGGCAGCAGCAGCAGCAGCAGCAGCAGCAGCAGCAGGAGCAGGGCGGCGAGGCUGCAGGCCGGCGCACGUUUGAGUUGUGCUACGCGCUCGGCGCCCAGCUCGCGGCCGCCCAGGAGGGCCGCCUGCCCGCCGCCGUCGACGCGGCCGCGCGCGGCGGCCACCUGAUGCGCCUCUCGCAGGAGCGCGCCGCGCUCGCGUCCGGCGCCGCCGCGUCCUCCGCCGCCGCCGUCGCGCUCGCGGCGGCCGCAGCUGCCGCCGCGGCCGGGGAGGGGGCCGGCAGGGGCAAGGGGAUGGACGCAGACGAUAUGGAUGCAGCAUCAGCAGAGGCCGCUGGCGCGAGCAUCGACCUGCAGCAGCCGUUCAUCGAGGAGACCGCGCUGAUGCAGGCGCCCGUCGCCGCCGUCGCGGCGCGCUGCGCGUCGCUGCUGGCGGAGUGGCCGGAGCACCCGCUGCUGUGCGUGCUGGCGGGGAUCUGCGAGCGGCUGAUGGCGCUGCCGCUGGCGGCGCCGCUGAAGACGGCCCUGACAGGCCUGGAGCUCCUGCUGGCGCGCGCCCAGGUCUGGGAGGAGACCGCCGCCAAGCGCGUGUCCCUCAAAGCGGAGCUCUCCGCCGUCGCUGCCGUCGCGACCCGCUGGCGCCGCCUCGAGCUCGCCAGCUGGCGCGGCCUCCUCGUCCGCGCCGCCGCGCGCCACGCGGCCGGCGCGCGCCGCAGCUGGUUCCACCUAUACGCGCUGCUGACGGGGCGCCCCGAGGCGCCUGCCGCGGCGCCGCGCGACGGCGACGACGACGCCGCGACGGCAGCGGCGGCAGCGGCAGCAGCAGCAGCAGAAGCGGGCGGCGACGGGGAUGCGGACGCGGCGUACCGCCGCGCCGCGUCUCUCAUCGAGGCUUUUGUCCAGACGUCCACAGUCGGCGAGUUCGGCGCCCGCCUCGACCUGCUGCGCUCGUUCGCCGCCCAGAUGGCGACCGCCGCCGCCUCCUCCGAUGGCACCCACCCUGGCGCCGAGGGCGGCGCCGGCGCGCCGGCUGCGGGCCCGGCCGCGCUCGCUGCGGCGCUGAGCAACACGGUGGCUUACUACGGGCAGUACGCGCCAGCUGUCGAGGCUGCACUGUCAGCGGGGCUGGCGCCGCUUGCCAAGGAGUUGAGGGACUUUGUGGCGCUCGCAAAGUGGGAGGACAGGGGAUACUAUUCGAUGAAGAACUCGACCGAGAAGGCGCAGCGGCAGCUGCACCGCCUGGCGCGCCGCGCGGAGCAGUUUUUCGGCGGCAGAGGAUCUGUAUGA